Siniperca chuatsi (mandarin fish) is the source of this 6082-nucleotide messenger RNA. RefSeq names its product pellino E3 ubiquitin protein ligase 1b (gene peli1b). NCBI's taxonomy places the organism in Eukaryota, Metazoa, Chordata, Actinopteri, Centrarchiformes, Sinipercidae. Gene Ontology annotation, molecular function: protein binding; ubiquitin protein ligase activity. The coding region runs from base 775 to 2127 and encodes 450 amino acids. The record is from RefSeq and is a predicted model, not a curated record. The transcript has 9 exons. Gene Ontology annotation, biological process: protein K48-linked ubiquitination; regulation of Toll signaling pathway.
GAACGGGCACAACAGAUCAGCUCUGUGUUUACGUUGAGAUGCUCACAACAAAGGACAGCGCUCCGCGGAGAGCCUGUCAUUUAAAAUAAAACACCGUGGAUGUUUUUUCUCACGGUGAGCGUUUGUAACUCGUAACUCCGGGAAGAGGAGAAAUUAUAACACAAGCUCUCAUUGGCUCUUUUUUUUUUUUGCGUGGUACGGGUUUACUUUUCUUCUUUUGGUAAACCAGCAUAGAGGGGAGAAAUUAAGACGAAAUUUCCUUCUUUAUUUUUUUUUAAAUGCCGGUGGAGCUUUAGCUAGCUCGCUAGCCUCCGCAAGUUGAGAAAGCUGGUGGAGAAGCUAGCAGCUCAAUCAGCCACACCGGAGACAAUAAAAGGACUUCAUCAUUUAUAUCGCAUCACUGAAAGUAACACCAAGGCCUCUCCCCCGCUGCCAAUACCUGAGUCAGAAAAGUAAGGGAGGAGGAAAACUGGAACAUAGUGAGGCUGUUCAGAUCCUUUAAAAGAAAGCUGUUGGGGAGGUCACAGUCCUGUUUGGCAGCUUUUUUACUUUAACGGGCAGGACAAGUGGCACUGCGAGAGACGGACACAUGAAGCAUGAGAGGGUGGAGCUGAGGCUCAGCUGACCCUUCCCCUUCCUUCUCCUCCUUUCCCCCGUGCUCCAUUCGAUCAGCACCUCCUCCCUCCCUUCCCCUCCUGUCCCCUUCCUGUCUCCCUCGCUCUGUUGGAUCUUGCCUCCCCUCCUCCUCCUCCAAGCCUCAAUCAGCCGUGCCCAAUGUACUCCCCGGAGCAGGAAAACAUCUCCACCACCGCCUCCACCAAAGUGCCAGUGAAGUAUGGAGAGCUCAUUGUGCUGGGGGCUAUUCCACUCCACUCCCCGUCCCAGCCCACUCCACAGAGGAAUGCAGAUGUCGGAAAGACUCCUUACACGUACAAUGGCUCUCUGCCCAACGGAGACCGAGGCCGACGUAAAAGCCGUUUUGCACUUUGUAAGAGGCCGAAGGCAAACGGGGUGAAACCCAGCACAGUUCACGUCGCCUGCUCUCCACAGGCAGCCAAGGCCAUAAGCAACAAAGACCAGCACAGCAUCUCUUACACUCUGUCUCGAGUCCAGACGGUGGUGGUGGAGUACACCUAUGACAGCACUACAGACAUGUUCCAGAUCGGUCGAUCAACAGAGAGUCCCAUAGACUUUGUUGUGACGGACACGGUGGCGGGCAGCCAGAGUAACGCAGACACCCAGUCGGUCCAGAGCACCAUCUCCCGCUUCGCCUGCCGCAUCAAGUGCCAGCGCACGCCGCCUUACACCGCACGCAUCUACGCCGCAGGCUUCGACUCCUCCAAGAACAUCUUCCUAGGGGAGAAGGCUGCUAAGUGGAAGACUGCUGAUGGUCAAAUGGACGGGCUGACCACCAACGGCGUGCUGGUGAUGCACCCUCGAAACGGCUUCACCCAGGACUCCAAACCAGGCGUCUGGAGGGAGAUCUCAGUCUGCGGCAACGUCUUCACCCUGCGGGAGACGCGCUCAGCGCAGCAGCGGGGGAAGAUGGUGGAGUCUGAGAGUCAGGAGCUGGUCGACGGCUCUCUCAUCGACCUUUGCGGUGCGACUCUGCUGUGGCGCACUGCUGAAGGCCUGGCGCGCACUCCCACCCUCAAACACCUGGAGGCGCUGCGGCAGGAGAUCAACGCAGCCCGCCCUCAGUGUCCCGUGGGCUUCAACACCCUGGCCUUCCCCUCCAUGCGUCGGAAGGACACGCCGGACGAGAAGCAGCCCUGGGUCUACCUCCAGUGCGGCCAUGUGCACGGCUACCACAACUGGGGCAACCACCGCGAGGAGAGGGAGGGCCGAGAGGGCCGGCACAGGGAGUGUCCCAUGUGCCGAGCUAAAGGGCCGUACGUGCCGCUGUGGUUGGGCUGCGAGGCGGGGUUUUACGUAGACGCCGCCCCGCCCACUCACGCCUUUAACCCCUGCGGCCAUGUUUGUUCAGAGAAGACGGCAGGCUUCUGGAGUCAGAUCCCGCUGCCGCACGGCACACACACCUUCCACGCCGCCUGCCCCUUCUGUGCCCAACAGCUGACUGGUGAGCAGGGCUACGUCAGACUCAUCUUCCAGGGACCCCUCGACUAGCAGGGGGACACUUCGCACCAUCCUUUGGGUGAGGCGGAGCGGGGAGCUUUUUGUUUGGACGCUGACCCUGCAUUGAAAACGGGGAGCAACCCAGAUUUGUUUUCUUUCCUCUGCAGUUAAGAUAAAAACUUUUUUCUGGACUUUUUUCUCUUUCUCAUAUUUAAGUGACCUUUGUAUUGCUUUUUCAUGAAUGACAACAAAGAUUUCUAUAUUUUCAUGUGAAACCAGAGACACAAAAACCAAACAAAGAACACUGCUGGGUAAACGUUUUGUUUGUUUCUCGGAAAGAACUUUCAACAACAGUAUUUUCUAAAUUACUAACAUACCGUAGUGCAAACAUGCGGUUUUUAUUCAUGUUUAUUGUUGCAAUAUACAUCUGUGUACAUCUCUUAGAGCUAAUUUGAACAAAGAUGUUUAUUUAUGGCCCAGGAACCAUCGCUUCAUCCUUUAUCUGUCAGAUAUGUCUAACUUCAAUACUAUUUAGCAUUUUAAUUUGAAAAUAUUGUUAAUCAGAUAUGAAGUUCUGGGUGUGUUCUGAGGGUUUCGUUCUGUGUCUUUCCCCCAUGUUCACCUCUCAGAUCUGUUUGCUGUAUUUAUACACCCCGUCCUCUGGCGUGCCCUCACUUUGUGUGUUAACCCUUCAGUUAUACUUCUGUCUCAUUAGGCAUCACCUCACCCUUCAAGGCCUUUUCACAUUCAAAGCAAUAGAUUUGGAACGGAAACCUCCUAAAGCAUUAUGGGAAACUGAGUCUUCUAGGCGUCUGUGUAAUGCUCAGACAGCCUGAAUGACUGCUCCCUCCCUUUAAAGUCAGAGUGAAACGUUUUCUGUGGGUGAGUGAAUCUUUUCACAGGUUAGCCAUGAUACUGCAGCUAUGUAGCAGAGUAAGCAGACACACACACACAAACACACACACACACACAAACCAGAUCUGGUCAGAUACUUUUUAUUAAAUUAAAAGUGGAAACAGAAACUCAUGGUACAAAAAUAAGAAUACAGAUGUUAAAAUGACAGUGUCUGGUUUGGGGCUUACCUGCACAGUUACAGCAAGAAUGAUAAUCAAUAUUUUUCCAGAUACAGUAUUCCGAUCAGUAUUAAAUUUAGCAUUGAGCUGAGAAAUAAAUAAUAAUCACUUUUGGCAUCUUGCAACAACAUCUUGACUGUUCAACUCUUAACGGACAUCUAAAUGAAAUGAAAACUUUCACUCCAGCCAGUAUUGUAAGAUGCUGCUGUCAUGAGUGAUCGUGCGUCCUAUUAGAGGCUGAUUUUAUUUUGAGAAACGCUGAUUUCCUGCACCAUUUCGGGCAUGAUUUUAAAUACUAGUGGUGAUUUGUUGAGCCAUAAUGUGUGAGUGAGAAGGGGGACUUGCAGUUGAAGGGAAGUCAUUUUGUAACGGUGCAGGAAGUCCCAUCACACAUUUUAAAAAAAAGACAACUGUAGCUGUUUGACUCAGGUUUGAUGCACACAAACACAUGCAUGGCUUCAAGCUACAAAAUUCUCUCUAUGGAUGUGUGUGUACUCACUUCCUGUUUUGUUUUCAGUGUGUUGAAGUGGUCCCCAUGGAGCAUUUUAGGGGUGACGAGCUCGACAAUGUGAGUACAAAAUAUCAGGACUGCCUGUUCUUUCUUUUAUUUUUUGUAGACUGGAAACUAGGAUGAGAGCUGUUAUGUUUAUAUAUUCUAAUAGCUUUCUAAUAACGGUCACUGAGGCUAAACGGCUGUAUUUAUAUCACAACCGCAAUUUUAGUGCAAUUAACAGUGUCUUAACAAGCUGUAAGGGCGGUUUAAUUGGUGACUGUUAACUUCACCAGCAGCUAUAUUGAGGCGUUGUUGCCAACAGAUCAAUUUGUGAUAAAUUUUGUACAAGCGUGUCUUGUUAAAAACUAAGUAGACCACAAUUAAGGCCUGCAAUUUAAUUAUUAAACAUUAAUUCUGUGAGGUGGCCAAACAACAAAAAGAAACUCUUGGCUGUCGUCUGGUUAAUAAGGUCUCUGCAUGCAGUUGCUUGUUAUUUAGAUUCUCCCAAACCAGGUAGUCGGAGAAAAGUCAACUUCUACAUAAAUUUCUAAUUUUCUAUAGAAAAUUGACCAGUUUAGCCCACAUUAGCGCUAAAUAUUAAUUGUUUUUAUAUCAAAAUCACGAUUUGAAAGAGAGAUGUUUUUUAAUCACAAGAGCUAUGAUUUUAUUUGUUUAUUUUUUAAUAUAUAUUUUUGGGGCAUUUUAUGCCUUUAUUAGAUAGUCAUUAGAAAGAUGAGACGAUGCAGUUCAUGGUCGUUGCCUCAACCCCAAGGCCAACAGGGAGGGAUUUUAUUUAUAACUUAAAUAAUUAUGUAAGAUUUUUCCUGCUAUAAUGACAGCUGACACCAACAAAUGUACUCAGCUGUAGUUAGUUAACAUUAGAGGACCUAAAUAACAAGCAACUGCAUUACUUUAUCUUUUUCCACUAAUGUACAAACAAGAUAAAUACUGUGAUAAUGCUCGGUACAAGAUAUUUUCCCCAAAUUGCUCAGCUCUCGCCUUCAAAAUCCACGUAUUUUGUUUUUAGAAGACAAAAACAGACAAACAAAAUACACACAUACGACGAAGUAUAAUUGAAGUAUAAUGUUUUUGUGAUCAAUUUUGUAUUGAUCUACAAAAAGCACCAUGUCCCACCGCUCCCAGUGGUGACCAAACCAUCCCAAUACUCGCCAUAAGAUCUCCAAAUAAUUACAUGAAUAUUGUGAAUGUUAUCAAACUUACUUAGGUCGUACAGCAUUUCUUGAAUGCACAAAAAAUAUUAGAUUUGACAUGCUAUAAGUAAAAAGACAGAAAUAAAAAUAUAGAUAAUAAUACAUUUAAAAUAAAAAUAAAAAACAUCUCCAGAAGUCCUUAAAGUGCUCGGGACAAACUGGGCAAACUCCCAUCUGCUGAGGAAGAUCAUGUGAUGUGAUCGAAAGCUUGAAAAAAGCUACUAAAUGGACCUUGUGGUUAGAUUAUGUCAGCUACUGUUUGAAAGAUCAAAAAUGACUACAGGCACCAUAUAUACGAAUGCAAAAAAUAACCCAAACUGUAAAGUAGUCAUGACACUACCUCUUCAAUAACACACACAGACUGAGACUAAACAACGAGCGCAGACAACACAGUCCUGAUAUUUUGUGACAGCACUAAUUCUCCCAGACUGCUGCUGCGUACACGCAACACACCCUGCAACGACACUGUGGCUUCGUCCAGUUCACUCACACAGCUACGUAAGAACGAGACACUCGAACUGUAGAAACGUCCCAACGGUGAAGCAGCUUCACUGAUCAGUCACUUCCAAACUGUCCACAACACGUUCUUCAGUGCACACAAGAGCUUCUGCAGGUAUCAGUAGUGUGUGUGUGUGUGUGUGUGUGUGAGAGAGAGAGAGAGAGAGAGAGAGAGAGAGAGAGAGACUGUAAUUUAUGUGUUCAUGAUGAUUGUAUGUGUGCAGUUUUCAGUUUGCGUGUGUCCAUCUGUCCACACAGUAGUUUUCAUUUUCAUCACCCCAGUGCUCGGACUGCAAACUCACACUAACUCACCUCAGGGAGAAAAACAAUGACCUGUGUCACAUGUACACACACACACACACACACACACACACACACACACUGCUAAGGUCUUCUGAGGAUACCUCUAAGUAAAAAAAAAAAAGUCUAUUCUGGAUUUAAGGUUUUGUGUCUUGCCUCUCCUUCACCCAGUUUUGUUUCAUGGACGCUGAGGCGCCGUGUCUUUCUCUGUGGAUUAAGUGUGUGAGUAAGGGCUUCACUCUGUCUCUGUUCUGUUAUCUCAACCCUGUUUUUAACACAAACACAUGUCCGUCAGUCCGCCCCACCUCCCUCCACUCGCUCUUCUUCUCCAGUCCAGAGUCUCCUUGUGCUUGUAAAGGCGAAAGCAAAGAAUGUUUCCAGCAAACACUUUUUUUUUUGUAACAACUUUAAAGAAUAAAGUGUAAAAGUGA